Molecule: messenger RNA, 1234 nt
Organism: Anarrhichthys ocellatus (wolf-eel)
Lineage: Eukaryota; Metazoa; Chordata; Actinopteri; Perciformes; Anarhichadidae
Gene: ubfd1
Product: ubiquitin family domain containing 1
Exons: 7
Coding region: 58-939 (293 amino acids)
Molecular function (GO): cadherin binding; RNA binding
Source: RefSeq, a predicted model, not a curated record
AUCCUCCUGCUCUCUGUACUCUUUGGCUCAACGUACAACAGAUUGUACACAAUCAUCAUGGCGACCCAGGCUGGAAGUGAAGAAGUCAUAAUGGAAACCGAGGCGAAGCCAGGAGAAGCUGAACAACUAGGCGAGGAAGCUGAAAAAGGCGAGGAAGCUGAAAAAGGUGACACAGAAACUCCGUCUCACACAGAUGCAGUAGACGCCACAACUCAGGACUCUAGUAUUAGCAACGGGGACGACGGGGACGACGAGCAGGAGAAGGUGGACUUGAAGAUCAUCUGGAACAAGAACAAAUACGAUCUGAAGAUUCCUGUCGAUAACACCGGAGCCCAACUCAAAGAGAGGAUCCACUCACUCACUGGUCUUCCACCUGCAAUGCAGAAAGUGAUGUACAAAGGAUUGCUUCCAGAGGACAAAACGCUACGUGAAAUAAAGAUUACAAACGGUGCGAAAAUCAUGGUGGUAGGAUCUACAAUAAAUGAUGUAUUAGCUGUGAAUACACCCAAAGAGGUCGUCCAGCAGGAAGUGAAAGCUGAAGAAAACAAGAAGGAGCCUUUAUGCAGGCAAAAGCAACACAGAAAGGUUUUGGACAAAGGUAAACCUGAUGACAUCAUGGCAUCUGUUAAAGGAACAAAGGAACGAUUACCAACAGUGCCUUUAUCUGGAAUGUUCAACAAGUCCGGAGGAAAAGUUCGACUCACAUUCAAACUGGAGCAGGAUCAGUUGUGGAUCGGAACAAAGGAGAGAACGGAGAAAGUCCCGAUGGGUUCCAUUAAAAACGUAGCGACUGAACCCAUCGAAGGCCAUGAGGACUACUACAUGAUGGCUUUUCAGUUGGGUCCAACAGAAGCGUCUCAAUAUUGGGUCUACUGGGUGCCCACGCAGUUUGUCGAUGCAAUCAAAGACACAGUCCUUGGAAAAUGGCAGUAUUUCUAAUGUGCCUCUUUUUGUGAACUGGGCUCGAGAGGAGGAGCCAAUGAGAAAUGAAACUGGAGUCAACAGUACGGCUGAAGGAACUUCUUGGAAUACAUUCAAAGGAACCGGACGGAUGCCUGUGGACUAAUCAUAUUGUUUUUAGGUUAAAAGUGCACUAUGCGGCAGCGUAACAAUUCUCAGCCCUGAUGAUUAUUCAAAGUUUUCAGCAAAUCCAAGGGAAAAUGAUGAAACAAUUGUACAGAAAUUGCUAACACUUUUCUUCAGUUAUUCUUAAAGAAAUAAAACUUAUUUAAUG